This is a messenger RNA of Acyrthosiphon pisum (pea aphid), 774 nucleotides long. RefSeq lists its product as uncharacterized. Lineage: Eukaryota; Metazoa; Arthropoda; Insecta; Hemiptera; Aphididae. The record is from RefSeq and is marked predicted.
UGUAGCCAAUGUCUACGUAACAAUAAUUUACAAGUAAAAGUUCUACAAGUUACCGAAAGUUGAACAGUGUAUAUAUACGCACGAAUAACUUAUAAUUAUUCGACGUUAACGAUUGAAACCAGCACAACUUAGACGUACUACGUACAAUCAUCUGACCCAUUUGCAUUUAACAGACCGCUACUGUUUAGUGCAGGUGAUACAGCAGCCAUGUGCUUGAAACGGGAUAAUGAUGACAAUUGUGACAAGUUUUUGUUUCCGUUUCCGAUAAUGGACACUAUCGAUUUGACGAUAGAUGAAUUAGGGGAUGAUGAUGACUUUGUGGAAAUCACACCACCGCUUGUCGACCAGUGGAAUUAUCCGUACAAUUUGUUGCCAUCUAGUGAUGAAGAAGAGCCGGCGAGAGGUUUCAUAAGCCAUAUGGAGGACGGUAAUGGAGAUGUUCAUUAUACUCGUUCAAGUACCACUCAUGACUUAUCAAAUGAAAUAAAUCAAAAUGCUAACACACCAAGUGCAUCAGUAAAUAUCAACUUUAGUAUUUCGGAAACCAACAAUACUGAUCAAUCUAGUGAAGAUAGAGAAUUUGAAUUGAAUAUACCACAAAUAUUGUUAUCGAUGUCCAGAAUAUCACAUAAUUUGUACAAUCAAUCUUCGUCAUCUCAUGAUUAAUUAGUCUUAUGUAUGUAUACUAUAAUAUUGUUUUAUUUAAUCAGUAAAUUGUACAUUUUCAUAAAAAAUAUACUUUAGUUCAAUAAAAUUAUUAAUUGUUUAAAGGAA